Scutellospora calospora is the source of this 224-nucleotide messenger RNA. The record is from the annotation of a GenBank genome assembly. Lineage: Eukaryota; Fungi; Glomeromycota; Glomeromycetes; Diversisporales; Gigasporaceae.
AUGGAUUCGGUCUGUAUCAGAAACUUUUGCUCGCGAUUAUUAUCAAUAUAUAUAAAUGACUUACAUUAUAAUAAUACCACUCCUUUGGAUCAAAUCCUUGUUGGAUCUUCUCGAACGAGAUCUUCUGACAGUCUUGUCACUGAUUCUGCUGCUGGUGCAACGGCAUUUUCAUGUAUAAAAAAAACUUAUAAUGGUGCAAUUGCAGUUGAUCCUGAUAAAGCUCC